CCCCAUGCGCUAGCUGGAGGCCUUGGGACUCCAGGCAUUUAUUCUCUCACUGCCAAAUGUGGAGAGUAAGGGGAGCGAUUUCCUUCUCUGGCAGUGGAGGAUUUUAUGAGAUACUCCAGAGGGAGCACCUGGCAGUGAUGAGUGUUAACUAAAAUAAAGCCAUUGAGCCCUGGGCCUGGCGUAUUGUUAGCCUCUCGUACUAUUACGAGUGAUGCCUCAAAUGCCUCGGGCCUGCUGAGGGCCAUAGAGAAGACAGAGAAACUCAGUAAAAACACUCCCUUACCUGUCUUGUCAAAGGUCAUCAAGCCCUGAAGACGCAGCACCGGGGAUCAGGCAGCCCAUGGCAAGCAACAUCUCCCAGUCAGACCUUAGCCUGAAGGAGGCCUGUGAGGCGGGGAACCUGCCAGCCGUGGCCGCCAAGCUGCAGGCCACACUUCACUCGCUAGAGAAUGUCCGGCUGGACAUUGGCAUUACCGGGGGGAUAGGCGCAGGCAAGUCAACCUUUGUCAAUGCCAUCCGGGGGCUGGGAGAUGAGGACCCCGACUCGGCUUGCACGGGAGUGGUGGAAAUGAGCAGGGACCCCAUGCCGUUCCCGCACCCCAAGUACCCCAACGUCAUCCUCUGGGACCUGCCGGGCAUAGGCACACCCACCUUCCAGGCUGACAAAUACCUCCAGCGGGUGCUGCUGGGCCGUUUCGACUUCCUCAUCAUCGUCAGCUCCGAGAGCGUCACUGCCAACCUAGCCCGGCUGGCCCGCGGGAUCCUCCAGGAGGGCAAGCGCUUCUACUUCACUCGCUCCAAGGUGGACGUGGACAUGGCCGCCUCACGCCGCCGCCGCCCCAGCACCUUCUCUGAGGAGGGGGUGCUCAGCCAGAUCCGAGACGACUGUCGGCAGCGGCUGGAGGGUGAGGUGCAGGCUCUGGGGUCUGGGGUGGGUGGACCUGGAGGAUUGCCCGCUCUUUCCCCUUCAUCUUCCAGCGGAGGUCCAGAGUGGGACAAGGGGUCACCUAAGGUCAUACUGCAACUGAAGGAGGCCUCACAGGGAAAUGCUUCCAGCUGUGUUGUGUGCUGCUGCCAGCCAUUAACACUCAGCCUUGUGGCUGGACUAGGCCUCCAGGUUCUUACUAUGAUGGCAGGAUGCCCUCAGCGAUAACCACCAGCAGACUUUGAAAAGAUACCGGUCUAUUACUCACAGGACCUGGAAAUGAGGCAGCACACCUGGGUGAGAGAGAGCACAGGCCUGGGGUGAUGCUUUUAUUGAGAUCGAGGGUGGGGCUUAGGGUUCCACUGGCUCACUCUUUAUUGGUGAAUUUA
This is a messenger RNA of Rhinolophus ferrumequinum (greater horseshoe bat), 1314 nucleotides long. Its product is annotated as interferon-inducible GTPase 5-like. Gene Ontology annotation, cellular component: membrane. NCBI's taxonomy places the organism in Eukaryota, Metazoa, Chordata, Mammalia, Chiroptera, Rhinolophidae. Gene Ontology annotation, molecular function: GTPase activity; GTP binding. The record is from RefSeq and is a predicted model, not a curated record.